AUGCAGACUGUCAAUGGGCUGCUGGCCUUCCUUAUCUUGUGGCAUGGAGCCAAUGGGUUUUCCUCUACCGGCGCUCAUCGUCAUGUGUCCGCUGGAGCAUCGCGUCGCCUCCGGAACAACUCGCUCUCUCCGCUGCGCGUCACGUCGACGAAGACCGAGGAGGAGCUGAGGGAAAAGCUUGCUCGAAACAACGAGGACUUGAGCGAGGUGGACUCGAAGGUGCUGGAGAACUUCGGGGGACUGGAGGACGCACAGUUUCUCGCCGAGAUCAAGAAAGAGAGGCCCUAUUUUGCCGUCCUCGCCGAGAAGGCCUCUGAAACCGUCGACUCCAUCUUGAAGACCUCCAAGAGUGAAAGGCCGGACAGCUCGUCCUCGACUGGCGUACCCAAGCCGAGGGUGGUCGUUCUGGGAACGGGCUGGGCGGCCCACGCCCUCCUCAAGGAGAUCGACGCCAGCAAGUUUGAGGUCACGACGGUGUCGCCUCGAAAUUUCUUCCUCUUCACGCCGAUGCUGGCGGCAUCUGCGGUCGGGACGGUGGAGUACCGCUCGAUCACGGAGCCCAUCCGUAAGGUUAACCCCGAGGCCAACUACCUGGAGGCCACGUGCACGGGCAUUGACGUGGCCCAGAAAACCAUAACCUGCGAGAACGUGGUCUGUGAGGGUACCACUUGCACCAUAGAGGACUUCGAGUUGCCGUACGACUACCUGGUGGUGUCUGUCGGAGCCACUACCAACACCUUCAACACCCCGGGCGUCAUGGAGCACUGCAUCUUCCUAAAACAAGUCCAAGACGCUCAGAAGCUCAGAAAGGCGAUCGGCAACUGCUUCGAGCGAGCCAACCUGCCGACGGUGACAGAGGAGCAGAGGAUCGCCGCCCUCACCUUCGCCAUUGUGGGGGCCGGGCCCACCGGAGUGGAGUGCUGCGCAGAGCUGAGAGAUUUCAUCGAAGAGGAGGGGCCGCGAUUUUACCCGCACUUGCUCAAGUACGUCAGGAUCAAGCUCAUCGAAGCCAGCGACAAGGUUCUGUCGGUGUUCGACGGUGCCCUGCAGAAGGCGGCGGUCUCCAGCCUCACCGAGCGGUCCACCAAGCUUAUCGACGACGGCUUCAUCGAGACGGAGAUGACUGAGGUGCUGCUGAAGGUGGGCGUGAAGGCCGUCACUGGCACCCAGCUCGAGCUGUCCGACGGGUCCAACAUUCCGUACGGGCUCGCGGUCUGGGCGGCCGGAAACGGCCCGUUGCCCCUCGUGCUCGACCUCAUCCAGGGGGUGGAGGAGCAAAAGGAAAAGGCCGCGUGGGGCAGGGGGCGGCUGGUGACGGAUGACUGGCUUCGACUCCUCGGCGCCCCCUCUGUGUUCGCCUUGGGUGACUGCGCCGUUAUCAACGACAAACCUCUCCCGCAAACGGCACAGGUUGCUUCGCAGCAAGGGACGUACCUGGCGCGCCUCUUCUCUAGAGGGUUCGAGUUUUCCGCCACGGUACCGCAGAAGAACACCGACAACGAGGGAGUCGAAGCGGCUGCCGGGGGCUCCGCGGCAUCAUCCGACGGAUCAGACACCCCCCUCGGCGAGGACGGCGGAGAGAAGGUGCCUCUCUCCGAGAAGCUGGGACUGAGCAUCGUCAAGGGGAAGUUCGCCAAGCCCUUCCAGUUCCUCAACCUCGGCAUCCUUGCCUACACCGGCGCUGGCGGGGCGCUGGCCCAGGUCCAGGUUGGCAAGGAAUCGGUCAAGAGCACGGGGGCCACCGGCUACCUCCUGUGGCGAAGCAUUUACCUCAGCAAGCAGGUGUCCUGGCGGAACCGCUUGCUGGUGGGCACGGACUGGGUCAAGACCAAGAUAUUCGGCCGGGACAUCACCCGGCUCUAGAAAGAAGAAGAGGCUCGUGUAUACUCUAGUCUACGUGUAGAAAACGGUCUGUCCUAUCUAGACCACUCACGUUCUAGAACAUGGUGUGCUCAGAUUGAAUAUAGGCUGGUCUCGUGGAGGAGUCGUGCUAGGCUAGUUUGAAGUGCACGAGUCUUCCUGCUGAUUACAUAGACUCUGUUGUACUACUCUGUGUUGUUCCUUGAACAGGCAGCCUCUCACCGCGGAAGUUGCCGGUCCCCUUUCGGACGACAUAACGCAAUUAUUUUUGGGCUCCAUUCCCGAUUGUUGGGCCAUUUGUUCCCGUACACCGUAAACACGUUGCUAUGUGGCUUGUGGCCUUUCCUUGCUCCCCAACACAUGAGAACCAAUGGAGUUGGGUUGCGAAGCGACGUGCAUGUGCCGGCCGGGUGAUGUCGCCACUCGCGAAAAGUAAUACCGCUGUGAAGGUACGCAGCAAA
Molecule: messenger RNA, 2321 nt
Organism: Ectocarpus siliculosus
Lineage: Eukaryota; Phaeophyceae; Ectocarpales; Ectocarpaceae
Source: the annotation of a GenBank genome assembly